AUGAUAACAACUACUUCGACUGCUAGCCCAAUUAAACAGGGCCAACCACAAUUACAACAACAAGCACAACAAGCACAACAAGCACAAACUCCCAUUUCCAACCUCAACGCAUUACCAACAGACCAAUUCUCCACUUUGAAAUUGUCCUCCAACGGAUCGAGAAACUUGUAUGCAAUUUUUAGGAUACACAAUUUACCAUACUUGGUGACAAAAGGCGACAAAGUGUAUUUGCCAUACAAAUUAAAAGGUGUAAGUACAGGUGAUGUGUUGGACUUGAACGAUGUCACAACUUUGGGAACACCAAACUACACGUACCACAUUCCUCAAGGAAUUGACAAAUCAUUGUUUCAUUUGAAAGCCAGUGUUCUGGAGAUUACAAGAGAGCCAUUGUACCAAGUGGUGAGGAAGAGACAGAGGUGCAGAAGAAAAAAGACUUAUCAAGUCGAGCCAUUUCAAACAGUGUUGACAAUCAAUGAGUUGAGUUUGAGGUGA
This is a messenger RNA of Lodderomyces elongisporus, 492 nucleotides long. Its product is annotated as mitochondrial 54S ribosomal protein bL21m. Gene Ontology annotation, cellular component: mitochondrial large ribosomal subunit; ribosome. Lineage: Eukaryota; Fungi; Ascomycota; Pichiomycetes; Serinales; Debaryomycetaceae. Bases 1 to 492 code for a protein of 163 amino acids. The record is from RefSeq and is a predicted model, not a curated record. Gene Ontology annotation, molecular function: structural constituent of ribosome. The transcript is spliced from 2 exons.